UGUCCCAUAUGUCUACAAACUGCACACCCCCAACCCAGGGGCCGGCUUACAUCGGUCUUGUGGACAACGCGUGUCAUUCACAACUAAAUGGACACUGGCGGUUUCACCUGACGGCGCACGCCCAAUAACGAGGCUUUCAUGUGGCUAUGUAUAGCGUGGUAACACCUUGUGAACAGCAUACAGUCAAGCUGAACGAACCGAUGCAAUGCUGACCCACAUCUUCUCUACCUGCUGACGUCAGGACGCAAACAGUUCAGAAGGUACACGGUGCCACAACGAUAAUCGCCAUGCAUCACCACGACAUACCUUUCAUUGACGAUGACGCAUUGCAUGCCGGGCAAACGCAGAACCACGUCGACCAAAACCAUUCCUCGCAAACUACUGCUCCAGAACAACGUACAAAUAACGUGCCGCGCUCCUCCGAAAAUUCCCUUCAAAUCGUACCCUAUGUUCCACCAAGGACGCGACGCUUUACUGACCUGCAAUACGCUGCCAAAGACGGGAACUUGCAACUGGUGAAGCAGCUGUUGUCAGUGGGUCGCACCGACAUAGAAAGUAUAGGUGAAUAUGGUCGAACUGCAGUGAUGUUGGCAGCAGAGAAAGGACACAGAGUCGUGUUCGACGUCCUCGUGAACGCCGGUGGUAGUAUGACUGUGAUCGACGAUGACGGCAACAACAUCCUUCAUCUGGCUUGUCUUGGAGGCAACGUGGACAUGGUGAGGGCUGUUCUGUCCCGAAACGUCGUUGACAUCAACAGUAGAGGUCAGUUUGGACGAACACCUGUGAUGGUCGCAGCAGAGAAGGGUUGUAAAGGGAUGUAUAACAUGUUGGUUAGUUUCGGUGGGAAUGAAGCCCUUGUUGAUGAUGAUGGUAUGAACACCCUUCACGUCGCCUGUCUUGGAGGCAGGGAGGAUAUGGUGCGAUACAUCAUUUCAAGGAACAUCGUGGAUAUCAACAGCAGAGGUCAGUAUGGGAGCACCCCUCUGAUGCUGGCGUCAGAGAAGGGCCAUAAAGGAAUAUUUGACUUGAUUGUAAAGAGGGGCGGCAAUGUGCGGACACUGGAUGACUUGGGGAACAAUAUUCUCCAUAUUGCCUGUUGUGGUGGCCAUGUGAGGAUGGUCAGAUAUCUGAUUUCUAAACGCUUCGUUGACAUCAACAGCAGAGGACAGGACGGAGGAACUCCCAUAAUGUGUGCAGCAGAGAAGGGGCACAGGCUUGUCUUUGACUUGCUUGUCAGAAGAGGAGGUAACGUUUCAUUGUUAGACGAUAAAGGUGAUGACAUCCUUCACGCGGCCUGUUUGGGGGGUAAUGUUGAGAUGGUCAGGUACAUCCUGUCCAAAUACAGGAUUCCUGUGAACAGAAGGGGGCAGUUCGGACGGAACCCCGUCAUGGCGGCAACGCAGCAAGGUUCUAAAGACCUGUUUGACUAUCUUGUACGAAAAGGAGGCAACGUGAUUCAUAUCGACUACGAAGGAAACAACAUUCUUCAUGUUGCGUGUAUAGGGGGCCAUGUUCAGAUGGUAGAACAUGUCCUGUCACUGGGAUUUGGCAUUGAUAUCAACAGCAGAGGUCAAAAGGGCAGGACAGCUGUGUGGGUUGCAGCACACAUGGGACCCAAAGACGUUUUUGACUUUCUCGUACGGGAAGGAGCCGACGUUUCCCAAGCGGACGACGACGGUAACAACAUCCUACAUGCCGCAUGUCUUGGUGAUAAUGUAGAGAUGGUGAGGCACAUACUCGCUAAAAAGAUCGUGGAUAUUAAUGUUAGGAAUAAAAAUAAGUCGACAGCAGCUAUGCUCGUCAACAAUGAUGGACAACGGUCAAUAUUUGAUAUGCUCGUCGCUCACGGGUGUGCAGUGGAUCUAGAUUAGGACAUAAGAGUCCUGUCGAGUUGUAAUGUUAAAUAAUAUGAUAUGUUUAAUGCCAUCAUGAUAAUCUAAAACGAACGGAACACAGAUGUAGAUUGAAUGUCUCUGUCAGUGGACCAGGAUGAAGCCAAUAUGUCGGGUUGUGUCUGUCGUCAACACUCCAGCAAUAUCAUCAAUAUCAUGGCAGUCUGAACAAUAUCAUAUUCUAAACCGGUGAAGCAAAUUGUAAGUAUCGAUCUGUCUAGAUUGCUAUUGUGUGACUGAUAAACACGGGUGAGUCAUACAUAAUUAUAAAAUGUUUGUUCAUUUCCAACUAAACGCCAGAUGUCGAAGACAAGGUCUCUAUAACAAGCCUGUAUGUGUUAUGAAAUAUAUCAUAUAAUAGAAAUGAACUCCCGUCGGUGACUAAUAUUUCCUUUGGCGAGGAAUAUGUCUUGCGAAGUAUUUAAGAACAGUAAAGAAAAAUCCAGGGGAUAAUCAACAAAAACAUUCAUUAGCGAAUAAGGGCGCCGAUCCACAGAGCGUUCGUAGCACUACGACAUUCGUAAGCCUAUGAUAAAGUAUAGAGUUGGG
Molecule: messenger RNA, 2441 nt
Organism: Haliotis rubra (blacklip abalone)
Lineage: Eukaryota; Metazoa; Mollusca; Gastropoda; Lepetellida; Haliotidae
Product: ankyrin repeat domain-containing protein 17-like
Exons: 3
Coding region: 288-1871 (527 amino acids)
Molecular function (GO): protein binding
Source: RefSeq, a predicted model, not a curated record